AUAAGGCACGACGGCGAGAAAGAUACCCGAGGGCCAGUUGACUUUGCUGGUGGGCCUAGCGCCAAGUUUGAAGAUUUUGGAGAAGCCGAAGACGAUGAUGUAGAAGACGAAGAAGACAUACGUAGGGGUGCUAAGCGUAUAAAGCCCGAGGAGCUCACAAUCGAUGUCGACCUGGGCUACGUUCCCUCACCUCCUUCGUCAAUGCACGGAAUCAACUUAUAACAACGAAUUUUUCCCCGGUGCAACGACAUCGCCAACUUUUCAUCCGGAAUCUAAUUUUAAUACAGCGGGCCAUUCAUCAAGAGACUCACGGGGGGGUCAUAGCGGAGCUCUUAGUUACCCUCCACGGAGUACAGCCUAUGAUGCUGCGUUAUACACUCCCAGUAUCAGGCAGCAACACCAAUCUCACACGGGCAGUGCAACGAGCGGGGAGGUUUUCAAAUUCCUUGAAACGGAUUCGCGUAGUCGCUCCUCGGGAUCUACUGGGCAUUUAGGAACAAACAUCGACUGGCCGGACCAUACUCAUUCCGGUUAUAGCUCGAAUGGCCCGACAGCUAAUGCUAACCAUAAUACAUCCCCGGAAAGCGAGAGCACAUGGCUUGACUUCCUUUCAACCAGUCCCACCCAUGGGAGUCAUCCAGUAGCAAAUGCACCUGACGCCAGUGGGAGACGAAAUCCCGAAUCGCUGUCCUGGGAACGCGGGCCUAGUACAAGAAGCUCUAUGGGCUCACCUUUUACUCGAAACAUCUCCGCAGUUGGUGAUGGGACAAGAAGAUCUAGAUUAAGCUCCUCGGGAUCAGCAGGUGAAGAUGAAGCCUCUGUCUCGGGUGGGAACGGUGUUCCGAGCGGCAUGGGUAAUACUAGAAUUCCCAUUAAACUGGAAAAGGACGUUGGCGGAUGAAGUGUCGGGUGCAGUUGCCUCGAACAUCCCCCUUCGAAUACACGAUCAUAUCACUUAGU
Molecule: messenger RNA, 960 nt
Organism: Lentinula edodes (shiitake mushroom)
Lineage: Eukaryota; Fungi; Basidiomycota; Agaricomycetes; Agaricales; Omphalotaceae
Exons: 5
Coding region: 164-901 (245 amino acids)
Source: RefSeq, a predicted model, not a curated record